AUGUUUUAUGAUUUUUCGAGAUUCUACACUAGAGUAGAAGAUCCUCCAAUUGAAAAUACUCUGAAAAAGAUAGAGCUGUACGCCAAAUCAAUCCAGAUGCUCCACGAUGAAAUCGAACAUUUAAAAUCUGAACAAAAUUUGGCAAUAACGCAUCUAAAACAAUACCAAGCAGACUUCAAUCAGCUAAGAAACAUGUACAAUAAAGUAUCAAGAAAACUCCAGUCUACAACACCAAAUAAAGAAGAUUCCCAGAUCAUUAGGAGUUGUAGCGAAUAUAGAGUUGAGCUGACACGUGAUAUCCCACAGAAUUAUACUAAUUUGCAAUUCCAGAUAUUAGCGAAUGAUACUUUUUAUAAAUCCAAAUCGAACGUUCGCCUCGUUUUAUCAUAUAAUAACGUUCAAACAAUUAAAUCAGCUGCAAUUGAUGAUUUAACGACUAGGUUAGCAUUUACAGAUGGAAAUUCCUUGACAUUAUUAAAUCUUGAGAACAGAACUUUCAUAAAUUCUGUUUUAAUCCCAGAUAACACAUCAGUCCUUUAUAAUAAGCGCAGCGUUAUGUUCACACCAAACGGUCAAUAUAUCUGCCUGUCUAUCGGGCCCAAAUUAUUAUUAUAUCUCGCAAAUAAUCUCAAAUUAUGCACUGAAAUAUCAUUAGAUGAAAGCAAAAUCAUCUCAAUUCAAUUCUCUACAGACUUAGAUUUGCUUAUUCUAGCUUAUGAAAACGGUAUUUUAAGUGAAUUUCAAUUGAGUACUUUGGAACCGAUCAAAACAUACAAAUGCGAGUUCGAAGGUACACCACAAUUAAUACUUACAGGGAUGGAAAUCAAAGGAAAUAACCUGCGAGUUUCUAGUGACAUGGGCGUAAUGGUUACCUUAAAAAUCCCACAGUUUUCGCUUGUGAGCAUUAAUAACACUGGCAGUAGAAUACCAUACGGAUUCGUUUCUUCGCCAAAUUCUGAACGAUUCAUAACAUUAUCAAAUCAAUCAGAUUCAAAGAAAGAUGAUGACAUAACUUACGCUGAUUUCUCUACUGAUGGAUCACUUUUUGUUACAGCAUCAGUAAACUUCAGACUUACAGUUUGGGAAACAAAAACAAUGAUCCAAUUAUUUUCCAUAGUAUUUCACCAAAAUACCAUUACAGAUUUACGCCAUAGCAAAAAUAAGCCACUCUUUGUCUCUGUCUCGGCCGAUGGCUAUAUUUGCUUGUGGGAAUACACAAAAAAAGAAUGA
This is a messenger RNA of Trichomonas vaginalis G3, 1230 nucleotides long. Its product is annotated as WD40 repeat-like family. The coding region runs from base 1 to 1230 and encodes 409 amino acids. The transcript has a single exon. NCBI's taxonomy places the organism in Eukaryota, Parabasalia, Trichomonadida, Trichomonadidae. Gene Ontology annotation, molecular function: protein binding. The record is from RefSeq and is a predicted model, not a curated record.